GUUUAGAUAAUACUUUAUUUUUAUAUGGAAAAUUAAGGUAAUGGUGAGGGAUUAUGAAUUAUAAUUUAAUAUAAAAGAAAAAUUUCUUGCUUUGUUUAUAUCUGUCAUUUCAAACUAUAAUAAUUAUAUUAAAAAAGUGUAAAAUUUCUAUAAAAAAAUAAGGAACAAAAUAGUGUUAAUUAUUUUUAGAUUCUUCAAUAUUCAUUUAAUCAGCCAGCAGCUCACUCAUUUUACUCAACAAAGCUAUUAAACACAAUCAACUGAUCAAUUCACAACCAUGUAAUAAGGACAUACUGUUAGUUGGAGUUCAAAGAAAUUAAAAUCACUAAGCGAAGAAUUCGUCACUGAUCCUAAAGCAAUUAAGCAUUUAGAUGUUUCAAAUAACUUAUUAAGGACAGGCAGAUCUCUUGAGAGAUUUAUCAAUUUAGUGACUUUAAUUAUUGAUGAAAACCAAAUUAGCAACUUGUAAGAAUUCCCUCAACUUCAAUCACUUGAGUGCCUGAGCUUAAUCAAGAAUUAAAUCUAAGACUUAGAUGAAUUCAUAAUGUUGUGCAAGUCCAAAUUCCCUAAAUUAAGCAAUUUAAAUUUAAUGAAGAAUCCCUGUUGUCCUACUUUCUUCUUACAAGAAGAAGACUAUCACAAUUAUAGGUAGCAACUAGUUAAAAGUAUUUCAACAUUGACUAUUAUUGAUGGCUUCCCCGUUACUGAAAAAGACUUUUAGCCAUUUGUUUCAGAAAUCUAACCCAUAGAAGAAGGCAACUAAAGCAAUGGGUAUGGUAAAUAAGUUAUAAGAUAGUAAUAUGUUGAAAAUGAUUAAGCAAGAGGUGUAGUAGAGCACAAUCCUAAAUAUGCUAAAGUAAAUCAAAACAGAAAUAUCCUUAAAGGAACCAGCUAAGGUAAUAAACACAUUCCCAAUGAAAAAUUGUGAUAAAAUUUAGCAAAAAUGAUACAAUAGUUAAAAAAAUUUGAAGAAAAUGAACAAAAUAUCUAGCUUUUCCAUAAAAAAUAUAUAUAAUAUUAUUUGAUUUGUUUGAAUGAUUAAUAAUUGAUAAAUUUAUUCUCGUAAUUUAUAUUUGUAGUAAUGCAGAGUAUUAGUUAUAAUUAAUUAAUC
Molecule: messenger RNA, 1111 nt
Organism: Tetrahymena thermophila SB210
Lineage: Eukaryota; Ciliophora; Oligohymenophorea; Hymenostomatida; Tetrahymenidae
Exons: 2
Molecular function (GO): protein binding
Source: RefSeq, a predicted model, not a curated record